CUGCUGGAAGCGGCUCUUCAUAAUGCGCCCCCUCUCUUCCCGCACAGCUCUGAUUGGGUGGAGAUCCUGGAGCCCCGCUCCCGCGAGCGCAUGUACGUGAAUCUGGCCACCGGCGAGUGCGGCUGGGAUCCUCCCUCGGGCGUUCCUGUCCGGCAGGCCGACGGCAACCAGUGGUGGGAGCUGUUUGACCCCCAAAGCGGCCGCUUCUACUACUACAACUCCACCGGGCGCCGCACCGUCUGGCAUCGGCCGGCCGGCGCCGACAUCGUGCCCCUGUCCCAGCUCCAGGCCAUGAAGCGCUGCAGCGAGGCCAAACGGGCCGGAGGAGGAGGAGGAGGAGGGGGGGGCGCGGAGAAGCACCCCCACGGGACCACGGGGAGCGUGGGCAGCGCGGGGAGCCAGGGGCGCUGCACCCCGCUGCCCGAGCAGGACCCCGACAGCCCCGUGCCCAGAGCCCAGGGGCCCGGCGAGGAGGGCGACGGCCCCGAGCCGGACCCGGCCGCCGCCGGCCCCCCCCAGGGAGACGAGGGCAGCGCAGAGCACAGCACGGACUCUCAGAGGGAUGCAUCCCAAAGAUGGCAGCCUGCACCUGGCUCUAAGGCGGCCAUGCUGGUGAAGGUGAACAGCAUGAGCCGUAGCCAGGCCAGCCCAGCCCCGCAGCAGCACCUCCAGCUCACCUCACACAGCAAAGCCGGCACCUUCACCCUGCUCCCCUCCGGCAGCAAACCACAAGGAGUCCACCUGAGCUCCAGCCAAGGGUAUAAAACGGCGCCCCCGGGCAAAAUGGCCGCCGACUCCCGCCAGGCUCACCAUAUAAGAAAAGCCAGCAACGGCAGCUUUUGCUUGGCGACGGCGGACAGCAGUCACCCCAGUCCGCUCCUCCACAGGUCACAGACCAGCACGCCACGUCCCAUCUCCCCCCAGUACGGGUGCACCGCCCCCAUUUACGACGAGCCCGUCACAGACUAUCCCAUAUACGACGAGCCCCCCACAGAUAUGGAGGUGGAAGGGGCGCAUCUUUCCAACGGACAGUCCCUAUCCCGCUUGACCCCCACCCACAGUCUCCAGAAGCCUCGACACCUGCAGCACCCUGGCCCGCCUCAUCCGUCCAGGCACACGAGGCAUCCCUCGGCCUCCGACUACAGCCCAGCCGGUCUGGAGUGCAUCAAGCACAUGGUCAACGUGGACCCCAAACAGGGGUCCGGCUCCCCGGUGCCCACGCGCGCCCCUUCCCCCACCUGCAGGCAGGACCCUGUCUCGACCCAACCCCAGCCACACCCCCAGCUACAAGUUCACUCUCUGCAAAUGUCUCGAGGCCACCUGAGGGAGCGGGAACCCGGAACCCAGGGCCCCAGCUCACUGGACAAAAAGCAAAACUGGCGGGUCCUCGAGGCCACGGUGCAACGCGCCAUGGACGCACGGCACAGCCGGCAGAGCAGCCAGGCCUCGCAGGACUUUACCUCAUCCACCCCGCAGGCCAUGGCCAACUACCAGGACUCGGGUUACUCCACCGGCCCCUCUCCGAGUCUGAGAAGAAAGAGCCGGAGGAGAGUGGGAGCCGGUGGAGGCCGGCCGGGGUCGGUGGGCAGCAGCGGGGAGCUGUGUGCCCUCAAUGAGCGGCUUAUGGCAGAGAUGAGGGAAGUGGUGAGUCGCUCGAACACCAUGAGGGAAGUGAGAGCGGGGCUGGACCCAGAAAUGGGGGAGCGGGCCGUCGUGCCGCGGACACGCUCCCCCGCAGACUCUCUCAGGUGGUAUGGAGGAAGCGUCGGAGGAUCAACAGGCAGGUGCCCGUCACGGGAAGACCUCACCGGGGCUCCCCGCUCCCUCAAGGGGACUGGUAACUAUGGCAACCCCUCUCUGGCCCCUCUGGAGAUACCGGGGAGGCAGAAAAGGACCUACGAAAAGGUGGACACCUUGGAGAUGAGCAUAAACAGCCAGGCCAGCCUGUCCUCGCCAGAGACCCCAGGACCACCCUCCCAGGUGCUGUUUUGUCAUACGCCAGCUCUGCGCUCAGAUAGGGGAGAGCCAUGCCAGCCCGGAGAGAUUCAGGACAUGGCAUCCCACGGUCAGGAAGGAGGGCCGCUGAGGCCCAUAUCGCCCAGUCUUGGCAGGGCUGUAAGCAGGAGAAGGGGAGGCAGGCUGGUACCAAAGGCUUACUGUACAUAUCUGGGUUACUGGCUGCCUCUGCUGAGGGAGCUGGGGAGCUCCUUAAAGUACAUAAAGUCUACUGGUAGGAUCACAAGGAGGUCUUGUGUGGAGCGUUGGCUUCACAGGGGGAGGGGGGGGGAGGCUGGUGCAGGGGCGGGCACCCUAGAGCUGCAGGCUCAGUUGGAGAGCAGGAAGAAAGGCAUGGUGGAUGGCCGGACCGCUUCGCUGGGCCCUCACCGCCCCGCCAGCCACGAGAGUCGAGACGGGGGCGACGGGGCCGGAGGAAGAGCAGGGUCUGCCUACCAGCUCUCCUAUGCCACCCUGCGGCAGCCCCCUCCCCCCGACAUGGGCAUGGAGGACUGGGCCAGCAAGCACCUCAACAUGCACACGCAGGGGCUGUUCCGCCGCCGCGUUUCCAUCGCCAACAUGCUCUCCUGGAACCGCGGCUCCAUCAAAAAGCCCAUGCUGGUCACCAGCAACCGGGCCGUGCGCAAGGAGGCCUGCGAGAUGUUCAAGCUGGUCCAGGCCUACAUGGGGGACCGGCCCUCCCGGCUGGACCGGCGCCACAGCGCCCUGCUCCUCGUCACCAAGUGCUGGGACAUGCCGGGCCUGCGGGACGAGCUGUACGUGCAGCUGGUCAGGCAGACCACGGGCAACGCCAGCCCCCGGAGCCUGGCGGCCGGGUGGGAGCUGAUGGCCGUCAGCCUGGCCUUCUUUGCCCCCUCGCCCAAGUUCCGCUGCUACCUGGAGGGCUACAUCCAGAGACACACAGAGCCCACCAGCGACAAGAAAUGUGAGUCUGAGACUGAGCUACAGGUGACUCAGUUCAUAUUGGAGCAGCAGGAGCUCAAACUCAAGAAGAAUUCAAAGUCCCGAAAGAAGCGGAAGCAGAACACAGAGGAGGAAGAAGGCCUUCCCAUCAGCACGUAUGCCAAGUUCUGCCACCGGAAGCUGCUCAAGGUGGCUAUCACUGGAGGCAAAAAGGGUCUGCGCAAGCCCACCUUGGAGGAGAUCGACCACAGCAGACGGGCCAUCAUCACCCCCUCCCUGUUCGGCAGCUCUCUGGAGGAGGUGAUGGAGAGGCAGAGCGAGCUCUUCCCAGACAGGAAGCUACCCUGGGUGCAGGUCCAGCUGUCCCAGUAUGUCCUGGCUCUGGGCGGGGCUCAGACGGAGGGCAUCUUCAGAGUACCUGGAGACAUCGACGAAGUGAACGCACUGAAGCUCCAAGUGGACCAGUGGAGGAUUCCAGAGAAUCUGUCCGAUCCCAACGUCCCCGCCUCGCUGAUGAAGCUUUGGUACCGCGAGCUGGAGGAGCCCCUCAUUCCCAUGAACUUCUACACGCAGUGCGUUAGCAACUGCGACGACCCCGUGGCGGCCAUCGCUGUGGUCCAGUCGCUGCCUGAGCUCAGCAGGCUGGUUCUGUGCUACUUCAUCCACUUCCUGCAGGUAUUCGCCCAGCCCUCCAACGUUGCCAUAACCAAGAUGGAUGUGAACAACCUGGCCAUGGUGAUGGCUCCCAACUGCCUCCGGUGCCAGUCCGACGACCCGCGGAUCAUCUUCGAGAACACGCGCAAAGAGAUGUCCUUCCUAAGAAUGCUCAUCGUUCACCUGGACACCAGUUUUGUCGAGGGGGUGGUGUAGUCGCAGAGCACCCAGAUCAGUUGCUUUUUACAAUCCUGCAUAAACACUGUUUCUGUUUAGGCCACACUGGAAGUUGUUGGGUGAGAUAUUACGCCUCCUCCAACACGAGGAGUGUAAAAAUAGCUUGGACUUUUUUCUUUUGUUUUUACUGAGAGAUGAAGCAUAUCACCUUUUGGUUUGACUGUUUUUGAUACUAAGAUCUACAGUUGGCUGCCCUCAAGCUAUACGUCCUUCCUAACGACUGCAUGUGACUACAGGUGAAACCUCUUAUUUCUUAUGCAAGGGGUGUUACUACACAGACAUUUGGGAGACGCCAGGUGAAGGUUUGGCGGACAUAUUCACCUGCACACACAAAAAAGAAAAUCUAAGAUUCAUCAGUGUUGACAUUUUCUCCAAUGUCGUGAUUAUAGUGAGGUGUGUUUGUGUGUGUGAUUGUCAGAGUGUGAACAAAGGACAGCCUUCCUGCAAUAUGUAAAGAAAAUUAGAAGAAAAAAAAGAAAGUAAAAUAAUUAUUUUAAUUGUGACUUUAUUAAUAAACUUGCCUGCGUUGUCUUGAGUAAAUUGUACUGAUGACUGGUUUGCUCAUAUUUCACGUUACGAGACCUGACAACUACAGAGAGUAUGCUCUCUAAGCACAAGCUGGGAGGAUUUACUGAAUCCCCCCCCAGCUUGUGCCCGUGUUGACGGACGAUGCUCAUUUUUCUCAAGCAAAUAAACAAGGGCGUGCUUUGACUUUUCCAAAUUUAAACACUGAAGUCAGACGGAAGUGUUGAUUCUGAUUACAGUUUGUGCUGUAGUGACGUGUGAGGCUUUCUAGUCAACCUAUCAUUUCUUAAUUAUUGGUAAGCAAUAUUUCCUUUCAGUUGGAGUUGUGUUCUCUUUUGAUGGUGGUCUUUAUGUCCUGUUUUGUGUCUCAGGUUUUCUGAUAAAACGGGUGUUGGAUGUAAUAACUGUACACGACGUCUGUCUGAUGAAUAUUUCAUUACUCGAUGGCAAACCCCUGUAGUGAGAACGCCGCGUUGUCCAACUGUCCAGCUGUAUGAGGCUGUAAAUUUAGCUUUUUGUGUCACGUCUCAGGCUAUGCUGUUGUAAAUAGAUAAUAUGUAUAAAAUAGUACUAACUUUCUUCAAUUGUAAUCUAAUGAUCCAGGUUAUGGGGGAAUUUAAACAAUUGCUGUAAUUAAACAUUAAGGUUUUUCUUUUGUAAUAAAACGUUUCUGCUGUAACCGCUUGCCUUUUGAACAUAGGAAUGAUUGAAACCACUUUCCACAUACCUGCGCGUAUGUGUUUGCUAACCGUCUUGUCAUAAAAUGGAAUGGCUGUCCAUGAAUAAAGAUUUCUUCCAUUGUUUACUGUCUGAAUCUCUUUGUAAUGUGAAAACAACACAAAAAUAAAGCCGUUCUUAAGUUGCACAUCAAAUAGAAAUUAACUUAUGCAGC
Messenger RNA from Menidia menidia (Atlantic silverside), 5227 nucleotides. The record is from the annotation of a GenBank genome assembly. NCBI's taxonomy places the organism in Eukaryota, Metazoa, Chordata, Actinopteri, Atheriniformes, Atherinopsidae.